UUAUUGUGAUAAUCAUGGACAAAUUAACACAAUUCGUGUCGAAAUCUUUUGAAAACAACAACAACAACAACGCUGGCGAACAAUGUUUGAAUUUGAGUUUUGAGGCCAAGAGUUUUGAGGCUUCGCCGAGUGUCAAAUCCGAGAAAGAGUACCCUGAGGAACAUAUCACAAGAAAACCGAAAAAUUGGCUCAUUUCGGACAUUGAGAAAAGCCCGUCGCCAACACACGGAUGCAUCGAUUUACGUCUUCAUUCCGAUAAUUCUAAAAGUAAUGACAAAUGUGAGAAAAUUUUUCAAACGGCCCAGGAACCAUUAAGUGCGGAGUUGAAAACCGUGGAUACAAACGACUCAAAAAUGUGCACUGAACAUGUUAAUUGUGAAAAACAGGAAGAUAGCAACGAAGAUACGCAAUGCGAUGAUGAGAACAGCGAUCACAAAAUUUACAUAAUAGAUUCCAAAGAAGACUCCAAUACAGAAGAAGCGUCAUCGAUAUCCAGGCAUUCGUCCCCUUUGCUCAAUAACGCCAAGUCCACUACAAAGCAGCGUCGAUCCAGAACAAACUUCACUUUGGAACAAUUGAAUGAAUUGGAGAGGUUGUUCGAUGAAACUCACUAUCCCGAUGCCUUUAUGAGAGAAGAACUCAGUCAGCGAUUAGGACUGAGUGAAGCUAGGGUACAGGUUUGGUUUCAAAAUCGUAGGGCGAAAUGUCGGAAACAUGAAAAUCAGAUGCAAAAAGGAAUUAUGAUAAAUAAUCCAAGCCCACCAUCAAGCACACCAUUAGAACCAUGUAGAGUGAUUCCUUAUAUGAACGUGCCAGCGUUGAGAGGGAUUUCUAUUGGAUCCAACUACGAAAGGCUGACCUCAUCAUCGUUUUCCCAACAAGGAACAGCGUUUUCUGCUAUAAAUUCUGCAUUUAUCACUGCAGCACAUCAGUACGCAGCAGCUGUAGCGGUUGGAAGUAACCCAGCUAGCAUACUGUGCCCUCAAUACCCUCUCGAAUUUGCAGCUCUAGCAGUAGCGCACAAAAAUUCCAGUAUUGCAGAUUUGCGGCUUAAAGCCCGAAAACACGCAGAAGCUUUGGGACUUUCUGCGCGAGAAAAGCCGCAGAACUAGUUUUAGAGCUUUGAGUUUAGUUAAGUUUCCUUCAUGUGUUCACAGUUUGGUAGAGUGAUUUAGUUUUUUCUGCUUAGGUUGAGACUGAAUAUCGUUGUAUUAAUAAAAUCGUUGCAUUAAAGAACUUCGAUAUCUAUUUCUAAACAAGACAGAUCAUUUCUGUGAUAUUUCGUUUUAUGCGCUUUUUUCAAUGGCAGAUAAUAAUAUCACGUUUGUUUUCGCAGUGACGUAACCAAUGUGAUUGAUGAUGCAUGAUUUAUGGGUUUUCAUUCUUUUUCCUGCUUUUUAAUACUUCGAUUGAAAGAAGCUUGAUAUUACUUAACAUCGUUUGUAAUGUUUUGAAGUAGGAAAAUGGUUGGUUUACGUCACAAAUUUGUAAUAAAAUUUCUCAUGAAAAUUACAUCUAACAAAUAUUGCCAGA
Molecule: messenger RNA, 1533 nt
Organism: Dendroctonus ponderosae (mountain pine beetle)
Lineage: Eukaryota; Metazoa; Arthropoda; Insecta; Coleoptera; Curculionidae
Product: short stature homeobox protein 2
Exons: 5
Coding region: 15-1112 (365 amino acids)
Biological process (GO): regulation of transcription by RNA polymerase II
Cellular component (GO): nucleus
Molecular function (GO): DNA-binding transcription factor activity, RNA polymerase II-specific; sequence-specific double-stranded DNA binding
Source: RefSeq, a predicted model, not a curated record